Messenger RNA from Aspergillus tubingensis, 1710 nucleotides. Its product is annotated as isochorismatase hydrolase. The transcript has a single exon. The record is from RefSeq and is a predicted model, not a curated record. Bases 1 to 1710 code for a protein of 569 amino acids. Lineage: Eukaryota; Fungi; Ascomycota; Eurotiomycetes; Eurotiales; Aspergillaceae.
AUGUCAGCCAUGUCAUCACUUGUGGUGGGACUUGCCGUCGGCGCCGGCACAGGCCCGGAACUGGCCGCGGUGUUCGAGCAAGUCAUCCACGCCCUGGCCACGCCAUAUGGGACAAAGAUCGACUUCUUCCGCUCCAAUCGGAUCUACAAUUCGUAUUCGUCGCUGCUCGCCGCUAAUGAGACCGACGCCGUGACCGAGGAAACGCGGCAGGACACCAUCCACUACCGGCAGUUUUGCGAGGAGGCCGCCGCGCGAGGCGUGCGAGCCAUCUUCCGCACCUCGAUCUCGGCGCAGGCGCUGUAUAUGGUGCGCGAACAGCUCGAAGCCGUUAAGUGCGAGCAUUACUGGCAGAGUCCGACCAAGUCGCUGGUGCUGGUCCGUGACCAGGCGCAAGGAUUCUACGGGGGAAUCAACGAGGUGGAGAAGGAUGGCAAGGCCGUGUCGCGCACUGUCCAUUUUCGCAAGGUCAUCUUCGACCGUAUCAUCGCCUUCGGCCUGACUCGUGCGCGGCAGCUCCUGGAGGCACGAAUAACGGGGGCGGCAGCUGCUAUCGACACUAUCACACUCGUCUACAAAUUUCACCUGUUUGACGGGCUAUUUUUACAGUGGGCGCGCGAUUGGGAGCAGACCCACGGGGUCACCGUCCGCUGCGUGCAGGGAGACACCAUGAACCGGAACCUGUUGGCAGCUGGAGGGAUCGAGGGCCACCAGGUGCUUAUCGCUGCCAAUGAGUAUGCAGAUCUGAUGCAGACAGUGCUUCUGGACCGGUUUGGGCUCGGGGCCCAGGAGGGAGCAUGUGCAGAAAACAUCUAUCUGCAUCCGACGGUGCAGGGGCUGAGCGAAUGGCAGACGGCGCAUGGAUCAGCGGACGAUCUGACCCGACAGGGCAUUGUCAAUCCCACUGCAACGAUCCGGGCCGUCGCUACAAUUCUGGAGGACAAAGCGCUUUGUGUGGGAGUCAAGCGUAUCACGGAUCUGGCCCUCCAUCAGUUAGCCGUCCAGGGCUUACAGACCCCUGAUCAGGGCGGCUCGGCCACUACUUUGGCAUUUGUGGAAGGAUUCUUGGAUGCUGCUGCGGCUUUAUCGGCUGCUACACCUCCAGCGAGUCUUGCACCAGCUGCAUCCGAUACCGCGCUGGUUGUGGUGGACUUCCAAAACGACUUUGUCACGCAGUAUCCGCAUCCGCACGACAUGGAGCGGGUCAGUGCCAACAUUGCACAGCUCGUGGAUCAAGCCCGCCAAGCCCAUACCGAAGUCAUCUGGGUUCGAUUCCAUGGAGAUCCGGAAUAUCAGCCGCGAGGCUGGCGCCAACGCGACCAUGAACAACAUCGCACGUCAUGGUGUCUGCGCGGAACAUGGGGAGCCGAGCUGUUCGGGGCGGUACAACCUCGUGCGCAGGAACGUCAGUUUGAGAAGCGAGCUUGUUAUGACCCAUUCCUAGCUCCCGGAUUCGAACAUUAUCUGCUGGAACAGAAUCUAGAGCACCUGGUGGUGGUGGGGCUGUUCACAGAUGUCUGUGUCGAUGCCACAGUGCGCGGCGCCUUCCAGCGGGGAUGGUUGACGACGGUGGUAAAAGGCUGCACUGCUGGCCAUCAUUUCACUGAAGACCAAUGGUUGGCGUACAUGCAACGGGUGUACGGCACCAGAGUCUCUGAAAUUGGCGAGUUAGAGGGGGUUUGGGGGCCGGAGCACGACCGACUAAGGAUGUAG